Molecule: messenger RNA, 1405 nt
Organism: Nematolebias whitei (Rio pearlfish)
Lineage: Eukaryota; Metazoa; Chordata; Actinopteri; Cyprinodontiformes; Rivulidae
Exons: 8
Coding region: 71-1405 (444 amino acids)
Molecular function (GO): protein binding; guanyl-nucleotide exchange factor activity
Source: RefSeq, a predicted model, not a curated record
AAUUUGUACCGUUUAUAAACUUUCUAUCUAGGAAUUCACUUCAGCUGAAAUUGAAGAACUUUUAACUUUAAUGAGUCAUUUCCAACGAGGGCGAAUGGAUGAACAGCGAUGUGUGUUAAAUCCCCAAGAUAUACCCAAAGACCAGCUCAAUCUGAGCACAUUACCCCCAGAUGCAGAAAAGCUCUUCGCCUUGCUGGCAAACUUUCAGGGCCGCCGGCUUGACGACCAGCGAAUGUUUCUCCCUUCAUUACCAGGAAUACAGAACGGCGGAACCACAACACCAUUAUCUGCUGCUGAGAGGGAUGCUCGCUACUUGUGUUACUUGGUUUCUAGACUCCAGGGUUCAAGAAUGGAUGAACAGAGAUGUAAUGCACCAGAAGUCCUCAAAAAUCUGUGCACUCCCUCUCCCCAACGCAAAGACUUCACGUUAGACACAGAUAAACCUGACCAGGAGCCAGCCUUUUUAAAAACUGACAAACAAUGGCAGGACUUAUCGGUAGACGAGCAGGAACGGUUCUUUGAGAUGAUAAGACAUGCACAAAGUAGACGUAUGGAAGAACAACGGUGUUUCUUACAACCCAGUACAUCUGCCACACCAAUACACAAUGGAGGGGCUUUAAAUUUGGCUUCCAUAGGGACAGGAGCUGAUGCAUUUGUCAAUAUUGUCUCUUCUAAUCAGGCCAAACCAAUUGAUGAUCAGCACAUUGCAUCUCCAACUCAACCAGAGGUCUCACCACCGCUUAUCAUGGUGAAUGAAGGAACACCUGCCACAUUGAGGAAGGACGAUUGCAGACAUACCUCUCAGCUCCAGGUGUCUUGUACAGAUUCUGCUCCUGCCUUGACCCUUCCCAAAUCGGCCUCGUUUACUCCUGAGACAGAAUUUCAAAAAGAUCAAGACUCAUCAGCACAGAUGACACUGAAAGUAUCAGUGAGCAUAACACCACAGCCAGGACUGAAAAAUGACUUUCAGGUUCCAGAAGUCUUUUUAACUCUUGGUGCUCCAGGAGAUAAUGUUAUAAUUCCCCUGAGCCCAGUAUUUGGUAGACCCCUAUCCUUAGACUUGAAUCUUGUUCCUAAAAAAGAUGCUAAUUCCAGACAGUGCUCUCCAAGUCAUGCAAGUCCCAGGAAAGCUCAUUCACGGCCAUCAUCUCCUUAUCGUGAUGAAACACAUCAUGUAACUUCAUGCUCAGAUGACAAAGGGAAGCUUUUGACCCACGCUGCCAGUCCAGUUGAAGAUUGCUCUUCCUCCUCAAAUGAAAAGAUUCUUCACUCAGCUCAGACGCAAAAAGGAAACGGUCAUGGAGAAAAAUGUAAAGGAUUUCUUGGAAAAGUAAAGGAAAAGACAGAGCAAGGAAAGGGGAAGGGAGCUGGGAAGAAAGAUAAGAAGAAUUGUAUUUCAAAGUAA